AUGGAUAUUGACAACGAAGGAAAGGAAGUUGAUCAGACUAAAUAUCGAGGAAUUAUUGGCUCUUUGUUAUAUUUAACGGCCAGUAGACCAGAUAUAUCUUUUGCCGGAGUAUGUGCUCGCUUUCAAGCCAAUCUCAAGGAAAGUCAUCUAAGUGCAGCCAAAAAGAUAUUAAGAUAUCUCAAGGGGAUGCAAAGUAUUGGACUUUGGUACCCAAGGAAUGGAUCAUUCGAUCUAGUCGAAUAUUCAGAUGCGGACUUUGCCGGAUGUAAAAUUGAUAGAAAGAGUACUUCUGGGACAUGUCAAUUCUUAGGGGGAAGGCUUGUCUCAUGGUUUAGCAAAAAGCAGAACUCAAUUGCCACGAGUACUGCUGAGGGCGAGUACAUAGCAGUCCGGAGCUUGCUUCACUCGAGGACUAAGCACAUUGAUAUUAACUACCAUUUCAUUAGAGAUCAUGUCGAGAAAAAGGAUAUCAAAGUGGAGUAUGUUAAUACUGAUGACCAGCUUGCUGAUAUUCUUACGAAACCACUCAACGAGUGA
This is a messenger RNA of Ipomoea triloba (trilobed morning glory), 537 nucleotides long. Its product is annotated as secreted RxLR effector protein 161-like. The record is from RefSeq and is a predicted model, not a curated record. The transcript is spliced from 2 exons. Lineage: Eukaryota; Viridiplantae; Streptophyta; Magnoliopsida; Solanales; Convolvulaceae. Bases 1 to 537 code for a protein of 178 amino acids.